Messenger RNA from Lagenorhynchus albirostris (white-beaked dolphin), 1734 nucleotides. RefSeq names its product nucleobindin 2 (gene NUCB2). Gene Ontology annotation, cellular component: extracellular exosome; endoplasmic reticulum-Golgi intermediate compartment. NCBI's taxonomy places the organism in Eukaryota, Metazoa, Chordata, Mammalia, Artiodactyla, Delphinidae. The transcript has 14 exons. Gene Ontology annotation, molecular function: calcium ion binding. The record is from RefSeq and is a predicted model, not a curated record. The coding region runs from base 227 to 1489 and encodes 420 amino acids.
GACAGAACCUCUUGAAAGUCUCAGUGUCCGCUAAACUCCUAAAUUGGAUAAUGUCCAUUUACACAAUUGAAUAAAACCUGUUAAGAGUCAGUUCUUGCGAAAAAGCAUUGAGCCAGGAGCCAGACCCACCUCUUCACUGACUGAUCUUGUGCAAGUCAUCUUACCUCUCUGGAUCUCAGUUGCGUGAUCUGUAAAAAGGAGAUAAAAAUUCUUUACCUGUUUGAAGAUGAUGUGGAGGACCAUCCUACUACAAUACUGUUUUCUCUUGGUUACAUGUAUACUUACUGCUCUUGAAGCUGUGCCUAUAGACAUAGACAAGACAAAAGUAGAAAAUGCUCAACCUGUGGACAGUGCAAAGAUAGAACCACCAGAUACUGGACUUUAUUAUGAUGAAUACCUCAAGCAAGUGAUUGAUGUGCUGGAAACAGAUAAUCAUUUCAGAGAAAAGCUCCAGAAAGCAGACAUAGAGGAAAUAAAGAGUGGGAGGCUAAGCAAAGAACUGGAUUUAGUAAGUCACCAUGUGAGGACAAAACUUGAUGAACUGAAAAGGCAAGAAGUGGCAAGGUUAAGAAUGCUGAUUAAAGCUAAAUUGGAUUCCCUUCAAGAUACAGGCAUAGACCACCAUGCUCUUCUAAAACAAUUUGAUCAUCUAAAUCACCUGAAUCCUGAGAAGUUUGAAUCUACAGAUUUAGAUAUGCUAAUCAAAGCGGCUACAAGUGAUCUGGAACACUAUGAUAAAGCUCGACAUGAAGAAUUUAAAAAAUAUGAAAUGAUGAAAGAACAUGAAAGGAGAGAAUAUUUAAAAACACUGAAUGAAGAAAAGAGAAAAGAAGAAGAAUCUAAAUUUGAGGAAAUGAAGAGAAAGCAUGAAAGUCAUCCCAAAGUUAAUCAUCCAGGAAGCAAAGAUCAACUAAAAGAAGUGUGGGAAGAGACUGAUGGAUUGGAUCCUAAUGACUUUGACCCCAAGACAUUUUUCAAAUUACAUGAUGUCAAUAGUGAUGGCUUCCUAGAUGAACAAGAAUUAGAAGCCCUAUUUACUAAAGAGUUGGAGAAAGUAUAUGACCCCAAAAAUGAAGAGGAUGAUAUGGUAGAAAUGGAGGAAGAAAGGCUUAGAAUGAGGGAACAUGUAAUGAAUGAGGUUGAUACUAACAAAGACCGAUUGGUGACUCUACAAGAGUUUUUGAAAGCUACAGAAAAAAAGGAAUUCUUGGAGCCAGACAGCUGGGAGACAUUGGAUCAACAACAGUUCUUCACAGAGGAAGAACUGAAGGAAUAUGAAAAUCUUAUCUCCAUACAAGAAACUGAACUUAAGAAAAAGGCAGAUGAGCUUCAGAAACAAAAAGAAGAGCUACAACGUCAGCAUGACCAACUUGAGGCUCAGAAGCUGGAAUACCAUCAGGUUUUACAGCAGAUGGAACAAAAAAAAUUACAACAAGAAAUUUCCCCAUCAGUGCCUGGUGGAGAAUCAAAGAUCCAGCCACAUGUUUAAGGAUUGAAGUCUACCAGAACCAGGAAGGAAACAAACUCAAUACCUGCUCUCAUUUUCAUACCUCUUUUCUUUUUCCUUUGUUCUCCUUUAGUGAUUUAAUUAAGUGGCUUUAUGCCAUAAUUUAAUGAAACUAUUAGUACCUAUUUAAGUGAGAAAGCGCCACCCACUGCUUUUAAAAUAAAUUGUUUUCUCUUAUUCAUAAAGGUAAAUACUCUUUUAUGGGUGCUUAUCAUCCCCUCUCUCAA